Molecule: messenger RNA, 477 nt
Organism: Tetrahymena thermophila SB210
Lineage: Eukaryota; Ciliophora; Oligohymenophorea; Hymenostomatida; Tetrahymenidae
Exons: 2
Source: RefSeq, a predicted model, not a curated record
AUGUUCCCCGAUUAAAAAAUAAUUAUUUAAUCAGCUAAUCAAUAAUAUAAGCUUUUCAGUUCUAUAACUAUGUAGUUUUUUCUUCAAACGUAAGAUUCCUUUUUAUUAUAUCAUUUUAUCGAAUUCAAUCUUUAAAGUUAAUAGAAGACUUAUCUUACUGUUCUUUAACUUAUAAAUGACGCAAUCUAGAAAAAUGAUUGGUGGAGUGCAUACUAACUUUAUAUUGUUUAGCCUUUACUUAUAAACACUAAAGAAAAAUCAAAAUUAUAAAAAGCAUCUGUUUAUCAGUUUAAAAAAAAAUACUUUCAAAAAUUGAAUUUAAUAGAACUCAAUAAUUUUUAAAAUACAAAGAGAAUUUUUUAACUAAUAAGUAUUUUUGUUACGUUUUAUGAGUUAAUCAAAAACAAUCUACUUAAUUUUCAGUUUUUUAAGAUUUUCACAUUAGUUCAUAAUUCUUUAAAUUCUCAGAAAUAAUGA